Messenger RNA from Bipolaris sorokiniana ND90Pr, 1289 nucleotides. RefSeq lists its product as uncharacterized. Gene Ontology annotation, biological process: protein ubiquitination; modification-dependent protein catabolic process. Gene Ontology annotation, molecular function: protein tag activity; ubiquitin protein ligase binding. The coding region runs from base 267 to 1184 and encodes 305 amino acids. Gene Ontology annotation, cellular component: cytoplasm; nucleus. The transcript is spliced from 3 exons. NCBI's taxonomy places the organism in Eukaryota, Fungi, Ascomycota, Dothideomycetes, Pleosporales, Pleosporaceae. The record is from RefSeq and is a predicted model, not a curated record.
GACGGGCAGCGCUGCGGCGAGGCGGUGGAAACAGCCGGAAUGUUCCCGUGCGCCGCUGCUGAUUGGUGCACGGACUCUGAUCGCAUCAUUACUCGCCCUUUGACCCAGUCACUGCCUCAGCCUGCCUCCAUAUAAGCCACCUCUCCGCCAGCCCUGCCCUUUCUCUCUUUCCUUACUCUUACCCUCAACCUACAGCACCAAACAGAGCUGUUUCCAGUACAUACACAACCCCAUCACACAUCAAACACAGAAGACAACACGCAACCAUGCAGAUCUUCGUCAAGACCCUCACCGGCAAGACCAUCACCCUCGAGGUUGAGUCCUCAGACACCAUCGACAAUGUCAAGGCCAAGAUUCAGGACAAGGAGGGCAUCCCACCAGACCAGCAGCGUCUGAUUUUCGCCGGCAAGCAACUCGAGGAUGGCCGAACCCUUGCCGACUACAACAUUCAGAAGGAAUCAACCCUCCACCUUGUCCUCCGACUCCGUGGUGGUAUGCAAAUCUUCGUCAAGACUCUCACCGGAAAGACCAUCACACUCGAGGUUGAGUCCUCAGACACCAUCGACAAUGUCAAGGCCAAGAUUCAGGACAAGGAGGGCAUCCCACCAGACCAGCAGCGUCUGAUUUUCGCCGGCAAGCAACUCGAGGAUGGCCGAACCCUUGCCGACUACAACAUCCAGAAGGAGUCUACUCUGCAUCUCGUCCUCCGUCUGCGCGGUGGUAUGCAGAUUUUCGUCAAGACGCUGACUGGAAAGACCAUCACGCUGGAGGUCGAGUCUUCGGAUACUAUCGACAACGUUAAGGCAAAGAUUCAGGACAAGGAAGGUAUUCCUCCAGACCAGCAACGUCUAAUCUUUGCGGGCAAGCAGUUGGAAGAUGGUCGUACCCUUGCCGACUACAACAUUCAGAAGGAGUCGACACUUCACUUGGUGCUCCGUCUGCGUGGUGGUAUGCAAAUCUUCGUCAAGACACUCACCGGCAAGACGAUUACUUUGGAGGUGGAAUCAAGCGAUACCAUUGACAACGUAAAGGCGAAGAUUCAGGAUAAGGAGGGUAUCCCUCCUGACCAGCAGCGUCUCAUCUUUGCUGGUAAGCAACUUGAGGACGGCAGGACGCUUGCCGACUACAAUAUCCAGAAGGAGUCCACGCUCCACUUGGUGCUCCGUCUACGUGGCGGUCAGUAAGCGUGACGACAGUCUACGAUAUCAUUCUGGGUAUGGCGUUUAUGACAUGAUUCAGCCUACGGGCUGCGUUAAAGCGGGUCGGUUUUAUUCAUAGUUCAUACGGCU